UGUUCUGUAAGAGACCUUCUGGUGGGAACUCCCUGGGGACUUGGGACAAGACGUUAGUCAGCCAUGAUCUCAGCUGUGUCUGUGACACGCCCACUCCUUUUAGGGCCUGUCUGACGUCACCCGGAAAGGAAGUGAGGCUGAUGCAAUGGGACCAGGGCAGUUUGGUAGGAGAAAGUUUAUUCAGUGCCCGACUGCCCGGGUCCAUACCACACCUUUCCGAUAAGAAUCCAGUUCCUGGAGGAGUGGGGGAGGGGCUGAAUGGUGGCGCUACAUCUUGGCACUAAACAUCCAUCCACACAGCUGGAAGGAGGUGCAGAAACCUACCUGCUUGGCACUUGGACAGGCGCUAGCAGGAGGCGACCUGGAACCUGGCCUGAAGCUACCUUUUGUGCAGCCCGGGUCAAGCUCCAAAUGGCAUGUCACAGCGGUUUCCGCACCAGAUCUUAGACGGGCGGCUGGCCCAGGCCCUCUGCUGGGGCGCUGACGUUUUAGAGGUUUCCCUUCCCCUUCUGCCCACUGGUGGCCCGGCUCCUGCUGUGCACCAGCCCUCACACUUCUCACCAUGCAGUGGGCCCGGGCCCUUUGCCAGGGUGAGGGCAAAGUGGGCUUCCUUCUCCAGGACACACACGACCCACCUCAAGUGCUGGGAUCGGGCUGUGCAGUUAGAGUCCUUUCUCGAUGUCCCUUUCUUCCCCUGACCCCGGGCUUUGUGCUUCAGUGCCUUGGUUUUAAGGUGCCCUUAGGGCAGUGAUGGCGAACCUAUGACACGCGUGUCAGCACUGACACGCGUAGCCAUUUCUGAUGACACGCGGCCACAUGCCGAGGAUGAAACAUUUGCUGCUCCUGAGGAUGAAGCAUUUGCAACUAGAGUCUUGGAGUUUUUUCCUCAAAGUGACACACUACCCGAGGACGAGCUCGUGCAGUGGGAGACACCUGACCUUUCUCAGGCUGAGAUUGAGCAGAAGAUCAAGGAGUACAAUGGCCAGAUCAACAGCAACCUCUUCAUGAGCCUGAACAAGGACGGCUCCUACACGGGCUUCAUCAAGGUGCAGCUGAAGCUGGUGCGCCCUGUCUCCGUGCCUGCCAGCAAGAGGCCUCCCACCCUGCAGGACGCCCGGCGGGGCCCAGGGCGGAGCGCAGCCGUGAGGCGCCGCACCUCCUUCUACCUGCCCAAGGACGCUGUCAAGCACCUGCACGUGUUGUCACGCACGCGGGCACGCGAGGUCAUCGAGGCCCUGCUGCGCAAGUUCUUGGUGGUGGAUGACCCCCGCAAGUUCGCCCUCUUUGAGCGGGCUGAGCGCCACGGCCAAGUGUACCUCCGGAAGCUGUCGGAUGACGAGCAGCCCCUGCGGCUCCGGCUCCGUGCAGGGCCCAGUGAGAAGGCCCUGAGCUUCGUGCUGAAGGAGAAUGAUUCGGGGGAGGUGAACUGGGACGCCUUCAGCAUGCCUGAGCUCCACAACUUCCUGCGCAUCCUGCAGCGGGAGGAAGAGGAGCACCUCCGCCAGAUCCUGCACAAGUACUCCUGUUGCCGCCAGAAGAUCCAGGAGGCCCUGCAUGCCUGCCCCCUGGGGUGACCUCUCCCCUGGGUGGAAGGAGGAGCGUAGGCAGCACAAAGGGUGUGCCGUGUGAGUGUGACCGGGCCUGUCUGGCCUGAGGAGUGAGUGUGCAUGGAGGCCCUCAUCUGCCUGGCGGAGUGAACCCGGAGAACAGCAAAGGAGCGGGCUCCCUGCGUCCACCCCUGCGCCAAGGAAGCCGCAGGACAAGCUCUGCACCCCUUGCCCUCCAUGCACUGAGUCGUGGUGGGACGGGGUUGCCCUGGGAAGCCGCUCCCGGCUUGCAGCAAGGGCAGAGCAGACAGCAGUCUCCUUGGUCUGUGUCUCAGACACGAGAAUCUUGGAGACCCAACAAACAAUAGGGUCAUGUUUGCAGGGAUGAGGACCCUCAUCUAUGGGGAAGGGUUGUGUGUCUUGGAUGGGGUCUCAGGACAGCCCUGUCAAAGCCAAUGGUGGGUGUUCAAGAUAAGGCAGGCAUCGAGGAAGAAUCAGGGUUCCCUCUGCAGUGCCCUCUGGCUCUGCGCACCCUGGAGUCGGCGUGCUGGCUGCCACUGCAGCAACAGUGCCUCAGUGCCUCCAAGGAGGAUGUCCCUGGGCUGGGGUCUGCGUGGGCACUGGCUCAGGUCCAUGCCUUGUUUGCCAAUCAAAGCCAGGGUCUUUACUUUGGGUAUUUUUGAUGAUGUGUGUGAAUGUAUAUUUUGUGGCCUCAGCUGAAUGCCUCCUGGGGGAAAGGGGUGGGAAUGACCGUCAUCAUCGGGGC
This is a messenger RNA of Eptesicus fuscus (big brown bat), 2313 nucleotides long. It is a transcript of the gene RASSF1, whose product is annotated as Ras association domain family member 1. Gene Ontology annotation, biological process: Ras protein signal transduction. Bases 762 to 1574 code for a protein of 270 amino acids. NCBI's taxonomy places the organism in Eukaryota, Metazoa, Chordata, Mammalia, Chiroptera, Vespertilionidae. The record is from RefSeq and is a predicted model, not a curated record. Gene Ontology annotation, cellular component: nucleus; microtubule cytoskeleton. The transcript is spliced from 5 exons.